Molecule: messenger RNA, 1368 nt
Organism: Nicotiana attenuata
Lineage: Eukaryota; Viridiplantae; Streptophyta; Magnoliopsida; Solanales; Solanaceae
Exons: 3
Coding region: 1-1368 (455 amino acids)
Source: RefSeq, a predicted model, not a curated record
AUGGGGGAAACUAACUAUGUCCUACACAAGGAGGAAAGAAUAGGCAGCUCAGUCACAAUGGCAAAAGUUAGAGAGUUCAAGAAAUAUGCUGAGGAGUUUUCACUGAUGGACCUUAAAUACACAGGAGCAUUUUUUGCAUGGACAAACAAACAAAGUGGAGGGGAUAGGGUACUCAGCCGAAUUGAUAGAGUAAACGAUGAGUGGAACCUUAAACUACCUGCAUCAGUAGUACAUGAUAGAAAUGAGUGGUUGUUUGAUCAUUGCCCAGCUGUUAUAAGUUGGGAACAUGGAAACAAAGGGAAGAACAAACUGUUUAAGUACUAUAACAUGUGGAGCUUGGCAGCAGAUUUCAAGGAAAAAGUUAAAGCUGGUUGGAAGACCGAAAGGAACGGCACUAAAAUGUAUGAAUUAGUGGGGAAGCUACAUAGAAUCAAACAUACUUUGCAACAUCUGAAUAAAGAUAAAUUUAGUGAAGUAGAGAAGAAGGCAGAUGAGGCAAUAAUGAAGCUGCAAAAAUUUCAAGAAGACAUUCAAAACGACUAUUGCGGUACUGAGUUGAUCGAAGAAGAAAAGAAAUUAUCCCAGGAAUGUAGAUCAUGGAACAAGGCUAGAGAACAGUAUCUGAGACAAAAGUCCAAAAUACAGUGGCUAACUCAAGAUGACAUGAACACGAAAUUCUUUCAUAGCAUGAUGAAGGAAAGAGACCAGGUAUGCAGUCACUUGGUAAGACAGGGGCCAACAGUUUCUGCUAUGCAUAGAACAAAGCUAAUAGAGGACUUUACUGAGAAGGAAGUGAAGGAAGCAUUAUGGGCUAUUGAUGGGGACACGGCACCAGGACUAGAUGGUUUUGGAAGUCAAUUCUUCAAAGAUGGCUGGGAAGUUGUAGGAAGGGAUGUGGUAGAUGCUGUGAUGGAGUUCUUCAAGAAUGGGAAAAUUCUCAAAGAGUGGAAUGAUAUAGUAAUCGCCCUCAUACCAAGGAGUGGACAUGCUUCUAGUGUAGGAGAUUACAGGCCAAUAGCAUGCUCUAGUAGAAGCAUUGUGCAGAACAUACUCAUUUUCCAAGAUUUAGUAAGAUUAUACAACAGGAAAGCCACAACUAAGAUUUGUUUGAUCAAAAUUAAUCUCAAGAAAGCAUAUGAUGCAGUAGAAUGGGGGUUUGUAGAGGAGAUGUUAUAUGCUAUGAACUUCCCUGGAAAGUUCAUCAAAUGGGUGAUGAAUUGUAUAUCUACACCACAAUACAGUAUAACUUUGAAUGGGGGAUUAUAUGGAAAUAUUCAGGGCAAAAGGGGAUUAAGGCAGGGGGAUCCUAUAUCACCACUGUUAUUUGUCAUAUGCAUGGAGUAUUUCUCUAGAAUAAUGGGGAGGUAG